AUGGCACCAACCCAAAAUUCAAAACUUGGCGAGCUUGUUACAAAUGGUGACAAUUCUAUUGGGCUCGGUCCAUAUAAGCAUGCAUUGGCCCGGUCCAGCCCAUUGCCUUUCUCCUCCCUCCGCUUCGUCUUACCCGCUACAAUUCCUCUUCCACUGAUGAAUGCUGAUCCAGCCAGCAUAUUUCAUUUUUUCGACACCGGAGAAGCAGAGAAAGAAAAACCAGAAAGCAAAGAGAAAAGGGGAUCGGACCAAGGCAACAGAAUAUUCAGCGGUGCGAGAUCUAGGCUCAUUAGCACGUCGCUCAUAAGCUUCGUCACUGCAUUCUGGAUUUCCAAGCAAGCAAGCAAGCAAUCCUCUCCAUUAUCUAUUGGCUUCCCUGUAAGAUCUGUUUCGGUCCUCGUCGUCGAUUCGAUCUCUGAAUUCAUUGGAUCAACCUGA
Molecule: messenger RNA, 438 nt
Organism: Linum trigynum
Lineage: Eukaryota; Viridiplantae; Streptophyta; Magnoliopsida; Malpighiales; Linaceae
Source: the annotation of a GenBank genome assembly